AUGAGCAACGUGUUCGGCGUCGGCGGCCAUGGAGGUGGUGACCACGGCCAUGGAGGAGGCGGCGGAGGGGAGCAGCACGGGGGCGCGGACGGCACGCUGCUGUGCUACUUCCACCCGAGGGAGCUGCUGGUGGGCGUGUGCGCGCACUGCCUCCGGGAGCGCCUGCUUCUCCUCCUCGCGGCGAAGCAGGGCGGCGGCACGGGCCGCGCGCGCCCGCCGGCCGACGGCGCCAGCUACCUGUCGGCGCGGCCCUACUGCCGGGCGCUCCGGCGCCGGACGGGGAGCAUCUCCAGCUCGCUGCCGAAGGUGUUCGCGCUCGGCUCCUUCCUCCAGCGCCUCGACUCCUCCCGCCACCACCACAGCCACCACCACCCCGACGAGGUCGUCCACGACCACGACGGCGGUGGCGCUGGCGAGGAGAAGGACAGGAACCCCGACGACGACGACGACGACACCGCCUCUGUGGCGAGCCUCGACGACUCCUUCAUAUCGAUCAAGUUCGAGGACAACGGCAAGGCGACGUGGGUGGACAGCCAGCAGACGUCAGUAAAGCCAGCACGCGAGGCCCCGGCGGCGAUGGCCACGACCAAGACGACGACGACGAAGACGACGGCGUUGGUGGUGGAGCAGGCGGGGCGGCGGGGCGGCGUGACGCGGUGGCGGAAGCAGGUGGUGGGGCGGCUGCUGCAGCUGGCGCGGUGGAAGCGGGCGUCGGGCAAGCAGCCGUCGUCCUCGGCGGCGGCGGACCAGCGGGCGAAGGCGCGUGGCGGCGGCGGCGGCCGGGGCUGGAUCCGGAGCCUGACGCGGCGGCGCGCCGCGCACGGCGAGAGGGCGUGGUCGUGA
Messenger RNA from Triticum turgidum subsp. durum (durum wheat), 843 nucleotides. Lineage: Eukaryota; Viridiplantae; Streptophyta; Magnoliopsida; Poales; Poaceae. The record is from the annotation of a GenBank genome assembly.